AUGAUGCUCUAUGGCGCGACGAACAAGGCGGGAGAGCAGGUCCUUAACAUGAUGACGUCGGACCACUCGCUUUUUAUGCACUUCUCCAUAAGACUAAAUUUCAAGACGGCAGCAAACCUACUUGAGAGGGUCCAGGACGUGCGUCGUAGUCUUCGUGUGUCAUUGGACAUAAAUGUCGAGGACGACGUCAAAGUGCUAGAGGAAGUCGCCAAGGACGCCGAUGUGGCCUCCAAGGUAGAGCCGAUGUGGACUUUCCAAGGAUUUGCCUCGUGUCAUGAUAAGCUUGCGCCGGAAGGCGCUCGAGUCCGACCUUGA
This is a messenger RNA of Peronospora matthiolae, 315 nucleotides long. The record is from the annotation of a GenBank genome assembly. Lineage: Eukaryota; Oomycota; Peronosporomycetes; Peronosporales; Peronosporaceae.